CUCUUAUCUUCAUUGACUCACAUUUCCCCUGCAAAGUCUCUCACCGAAAAUGUCUACCCUUUCAUCUUUCACCAUAUCCCCAACUUUCCUGCAAAACCCCACAAAUAGAAAUAGAAAUAGAAAUAGAAACAGAAAUCCCUCAAUUCAACUUCCAAACUUGUCUCUUAAACCACAAACAGCGCUCACCUUCUCACGACCCAGAGUAUGCUUAUCCACGAGAACGAAUGCCGUUGCGGAAGAAGAAACUUCAGUCUCUACAACGGACCCCUCUUCGGAAGCCGCCAGACGACUUUACAUUGGUAACAUUCCUCGCACACUAACACCCGAUGAGCUCCGUAAAAUCGUUGAAGAGCACGCCGCCGUCGAGAAGGCCGAGGUUAUGUAUGAUAAGUACUCGGGAAGGAGUCGUAGAUUUGGGUUUGUUACGAUGACGACAGUUGAGGAUGCAAGUGCUGCUGUUGAAAAGCUUAAUGGCACUGAAAUUGGAGGUCGUGAAAUCAAAGUAAACAUAACUGAAAAGCCAUUAUCUUCUGUGGGUUCAUCACUUCUCCAAUCGGAUGAUUCCAAAUUUGUUGACAGUCCUCACAAAGUUUAUGUUGGUAAUCUUGCAAAAAAUGUAACUUCAGAGUCGCUCAAGAACUUCUUUUCUGAGAAGGGGAAUGUUUUAAGUGCAAAGGUUUCCCGGGUUUCAGGGACCUCAAAGUCUAGUGGAUAUGGUUUUGUUUCAUUCUCUUCUGAAGAGGAUGUGGAAGCUGCAAUAUCAUCUCUAAACAAUGCGCUGCUUGACGGACAGAAGAUUCGUGUAAAUAAAGCAUAAAACAUAACACACCGUGCACUUAACCAAAUGCUAUGGAGAUUUGGUAUUUUUGUCCGAAGCAGAGUCAAUGAUCAAGCUGAGACAUUUAUAGGCUAUAGAAGGUUACGUCUUGAUUUGGUAUGCAAAGAGCUUCAACCUACUGAAUACUUCCAUGCAUUGUGAACAACACGUCUUUCUCAUGUCUAUGACUCUAUUCUAGCAUACUUCCAUUUGAAAAUGAUAUUGCAAUGAAGAAUAUGCAUUCUUGGCCACGCUUAUGUAGUUGCUUUGCUUAUUGGGCCGAAAUGAAAAUUGUUGUAAAUGAUCAUUUUCUGACAUUUGAUGUUGUGGCUAGAACUUUACCAUAUCACUUCUUACAAUUUCCGAUUUCAA
Messenger RNA from Nicotiana tabacum (common tobacco), 1189 nucleotides. RefSeq names its product small ribosomal subunit protein cS22. Gene Ontology annotation, biological process: chloroplast rRNA processing. Gene Ontology annotation, molecular function: mRNA binding. The record is from RefSeq and is a predicted model, not a curated record. NCBI's taxonomy places the organism in Eukaryota, Viridiplantae, Streptophyta, Magnoliopsida, Solanales, Solanaceae. Gene Ontology annotation, cellular component: chloroplast thylakoid membrane.